Messenger RNA from Amorphotheca resinae ATCC 22711, 309 nucleotides. RefSeq lists its product as hypothetical. The record is from RefSeq and is a predicted model, not a curated record. Bases 1 to 309 code for a protein of 102 amino acids. Lineage: Eukaryota; Fungi; Ascomycota; Leotiomycetes; Helotiales; Amorphothecaceae. The transcript has 4 exons.
AUGCCUAAGGAAAAGGUCCAAAAGCGUGCUACCAAGGCUCGCGCCGAGAAGAAGAAGAAGGACCCUAACGCGCCCAAGCGUGGUCUCUCUGCCUACAUGUUCUUUGCCAACGAGCAGCGCGAGAACGUUCGUGACGAGAACCCCGGCAUCAGCUUCGGCCAGGUCGGCAAGGUUCUUGGUGAGAGAUGGAAGGCCCUGAACGACAAGCAGCGUGCUCCUUAUGAGGCCAAGGCUGCUCAGGACAAGAAGCGUUACGAGGAUGAGAAGGCUAGCUACAAUGCCGAGGCCGAGGAGGAAGAGUCUUCUUAA